GGAGGCGGACAGGUGGGUGUAGAUCCUAAAGGACCAAUCACAGUCGCUCGUCCGGCCAGUACUUAUCUGCACCCGGGGGUGCAGGACACUGAUUUGGUGACCUGAGGCCCAUCUACAAUCACAACAUGACAAGCUACACAGAUAAAGGCGAGAAGCAUGCACGGGGGAAGUUUGUCAGGUUUCAUCAUAUCACCUUCUGGGUCGGCAAUGCCAAACAGGCAGCCUCGUUCUACUGUGAUAAGAUGGGCUUCGAGGCGUGGGCCUAUAAGGGUCUGGAGACCGGCAGCCGAGAGGUGGUGUCUCACGUCAUCAGACAGGAUAAGAUAGUAUUUGUGUUUGAAUCGCCACUUAACCCUGGAAAUGAAGAGAUGGGAGAACACUUGAUUAAGCAUGGAGAUGGAGUCAAAGACAUCGCUUUCCAAGUGGAGGACUGUGACUUUUUAAUCAAGACGGCUCAAGAGCGAGGAGCAGUAAUCGUCAAGGAGCCGUGGGUGGAGCAGGACAGCCAGGGCAGGGUCAAGUAUGCUGUGAUUCAAACGUAUGGAGAUACAACACACACACUCAUUGAGUACCUCAGUCCAUACAAAGGCCUUUUCCUGCCAGGCUACAAAGAGCCUCUGUUUAGAAAUCCUCUGUUAGCCACACUUCCACCAGGAGGUUUGAGCUUCAUCGAUCACGUAGUGGGAAACCAGCCAGAUGACCAAAUGGUGCCAGUUUCAGACUGGUAUCAGAAGUGUUUGCUGUUCCAUCGGUUCUGGUCAAUAGACGACUCGCAGAUCCACACGCAAUACAGCUCACUGAGGUCCAUAGUGGUGACCAACUACGAAGAGACCAUCAAGAUGCCCAUCAAUGAACCUGCAAUGGGGCAAAAAAUCUCACAAAUCCAGGAAUACGUGGACUACAACGGGGGACCAGGUGUUCAGCAUAUCGCCCUCAACACAUCAAAUAUUAUCCAAGCCGUAGUGAACCUGCGCGCAAGAGGGAUGGAGUUCCUCUCGGCACCUGACUUGUACUACGACACCCUCCGGAGGAAUCUCAAAGCCGCCAAGAUCAAGGUGAAGGAGGACCUCGACCGCUUACAGGAAUUGAAAAUCUUAGUUGAUUUUGAUGACGAGGGCUACCUCCUUCAAAUCUUCACCAAGCCUGUGCAGGACAGACCAACCCUUUUCCUGGAGGUUAUUCAGCGGAACAACCACUUUGGUUUCGGGGCAGGGAACUUCAAGUCUCUCUUUGAGGCCAUUGAGAAGGACCAAGACGCCAGGGGCAACCUCACUGUGCUGACACCCACAGGGCAGGCCAAAGCCUUCAACUGAUCCUCCGACUGCUGCUGCCAAACCACACUUACACUGUUAUAUACAUGCAUAUAUAAAGCUGUGCAUCUCAUGGCAAUCAACAACACAGUACAUCAAACACAAGCGUUGAAUAUCUUCGUGUGGCAAGCUGCAAGUGUUAUCAGAUAUGCUUUAAGUUGUCUAUAGAUUGCCUGCUGUAUGACUAAA
This is a messenger RNA of Etheostoma spectabile (orangethroat darter), 1499 nucleotides long. It is a transcript of the gene hpda, whose product is annotated as 4-hydroxyphenylpyruvate dioxygenase a. Gene Ontology annotation, biological process: L-tyrosine catabolic process. Gene Ontology annotation, molecular function: metal ion binding; lactoylglutathione lyase activity; 4-hydroxyphenylpyruvate dioxygenase activity. Bases 126 to 1313 code for a protein of 395 amino acids. The record is from RefSeq and is a predicted model, not a curated record. The transcript is spliced from 14 exons. NCBI's taxonomy places the organism in Eukaryota, Metazoa, Chordata, Actinopteri, Perciformes, Percidae. Gene Ontology annotation, cellular component: Golgi membrane; endoplasmic reticulum membrane.